Molecule: messenger RNA, 297 nt
Organism: Aspergillus pseudotamarii
Lineage: Eukaryota; Fungi; Ascomycota; Eurotiomycetes; Eurotiales; Aspergillaceae
Exons: 1
Coding region: 35-220 (61 amino acids)
Source: RefSeq, a predicted model, not a curated record
AUUUUCAUGGGCAUGCCAAGCUGAUGGUUAACGCAUGCCCUCUUUGAUUCUACAUAACACUGUAGAUUGCGAUACGAGAUCAGUCACUCUACUUGGUGUGCGGGUGAUGGUGAGGUCUACUGACAAUACCGGCAUCACUUCUCUUCUUAUGGCCCACAGGCCAUCCGCGCUGCAAGCAAUUGAGUUAGUACAGCCUCGCAAGUGGGAUGACACGGCAUAACCCCAGAAGCAGAAGAUGGUUCUGAUGUGAGCGUAUCUCGAAGUCCGAUGUCCAAUAGAAGCAUCCAAGGAAUGUGC